This is a messenger RNA of Lasiodiplodia theobromae, 1500 nucleotides long. Its product is annotated as Carbohydrate-binding module family 48 protein. The record is from RefSeq and is a predicted model, not a curated record. NCBI's taxonomy places the organism in Eukaryota, Fungi, Ascomycota, Dothideomycetes, Botryosphaeriales, Botryosphaeriaceae. Bases 1 to 1500 code for a protein of 499 amino acids. Gene Ontology annotation, biological process: signal transduction. Gene Ontology annotation, cellular component: nucleus; cytoplasm; nucleotide-activated protein kinase complex. Gene Ontology annotation, molecular function: protein kinase binding. The transcript has 2 exons.
AUGGGCAACAACCCCUCGUCGUCCCGCCAGAGCACCAGCUCGCCCCAGGGCCCGCCGCACGCGACCGCGCCGAUAAGCAACCAAGCGGUGAACCAUGUGCGCAGAGAACCGCGUCGCCGCGAGUCCAUCCAGGCCCUCUCCAACGCCAAAGCCAGCGCCGCUCCGCCUUCCGCGAGCCUCGAGAGCGCGACUGCACACUCGACCGCCGCCAGGCCGCUUCGCCCCGACUCGCGCGGCCGCGCCCACUCGGUAGCUACGCCGACGCUCAAGCCGCACGACAUUACCACGCUCGAGAGGAUGGGAAGCGGCCAGAGCCACGAGAAGGACCAGCGCGAGCCUUCGCCGCCGCCGCCUGCUGAGCCCUCGCCCCUCACCCAGCCAGUCGACGUGCCGCAGGCGGCCGCCCGCGCGCCCUCGUCGUCGCCGCCCGACGCUGCCGACGCGUCGUCGCAGUCGGAUGCCUACCACAUGCAGGCCGCAACCUUUACGCGCCCGCCACGGCUGCCGCUGCCCAUUGAGGAGGAGGUCCACACGCCCGGCUCGCCCAUCAUCUCGCCAGCCGAUCUGACGGCCCCAAUCGAUCCGGAGAGCAUCGACGGCGUGCUCCCCCGCCGCACCUCGGUGCUGAGCAGUACUACCGCCGACGAGGACGAUGUGGCGGACGACAACUUCGACACCGAGGGCGGUCUGCAACCAACCGUCCCCACCAUCAUCGAGUGGCUGGGUCCCGGAGAGAAGGUCUACGUCACCGGCACAUUUGCAGGAUGGAAUAAGAAGUUUCGACUGCAUAAGAAUGGACCGAGCAAACACAAGGAUGCUUUCUCUGCCACCAUCCACCUGCAGCCCGGCACCCAUCACCUCAAAUUCCUCGUCGACAACGAGAUGCAGCUCUCUUCCGAGUUGCCAACCGCUGUCGACUUCACCAACAUACUCGUCAACUACCUGGAAGUAUCGCCGGAUGAUAUCCCUCAAGCACAGCAGCCUCAGCCCACCGCGCCCGUCGAUAUCCCUGGGCAGCAGCGCCCGGCGGAUGAGAAACCGGAGGCGCAGGCUCCUGCAGGCGUCAACCCGCCCCAAAUAUUGCCUCCGUCGCCCGAACUCCAGCAAAUUACGCAGGCGAACCCGUCGGGCCCGGAGACGCCAGCCGCAGCAACCAGCAAUCCUGUCCCCGUGGCCCCGGCGCCGCCGAAGCAGUACCAUUGCGUAAUCCCGCAGUACUUGGCCGACCUGGAUGCGGAAGAAGAGUCUAGCAAAUUUGCACGGGCGAGUGCGGUGCUGAAUACCACGCCGCCGCCGCCGUCUCUCCCUGUGAUGCUCAGCAAAAGCAUUCUCAACGGCAGCAUGCCUAUGAAGGACGACAGCAGUGUGCUAAACAUGCCCAACCACACUGUGCUCAAUCAUCUCGCCACAAGUAGCAUCAAACAUAAUGUGCUGGCGACCAGCGCAACGACGCGGUACAAACGAAAGGCACGUUCACCCAACUCUACUACCGAUGUCUGA